AUGGCAUCCUCAUCCAAGGAUAAGGGCAAGGGCAAGGAGCUCACUUCAACACCAGCAAAUAUGAGCGAGAAGAAUGAGGGUGAAGGCGAUACCCGUCGCACCAGCGAUCGUCAACUGUUCUUUAACCUGGCCCUCGUGGCAUACGAAUGCAAGGAGAAGCCCCAAGGGCACGUCUUUUUGAGAGUCAAGCACUUUGUGGGCAGCAGAAGCAAGGGAACAGACACCAAGAUAGUCCCGCCAGUGGCACCCAACGAAGCAGAACUUGGAGCUCACAUUGGCGCGCAGGACGUGCACAUAGGUCUGUGGGUGGGGAUGUGGACCCCUACCGCUGCGAACUAUGCCACCAAGGCAGUAGGAGGGAGGCCAAGGGGAGAUCAGGCACCAAGCAGGGAGAACAAGCGCCAGGGAAGAAGUGUUGAGCAGCUCAUCCAAUCCGGGGAAUUCACCAUUGAACCGCACAACAAGGCGGCUCUGCGCGUCGUCAUCAACGUAAAACAACGAGACGGUCGAUAUUACGUGCUCAAAAACCCCGACGAGAAUGGGUUGUGCGAGGCGACGACUAUCACGACUGAAGAGAUCUUCUACGCGCCCGAAUACCGUGACGACACGCUGACCAACAAGGAAAAGAGGCGAGAAAAGGCUCAUGAGAGGAUUAGUGAGGCCGUUGAUACCGCUCUUCAGAGGGCGCGUGAGAAAACGUCCAGGCCCGAAUCAUACAAGAACGUCAUUCCCGUCGACAAGCUCAUCUCCAAUGUGAGGACGGUUCGGAGGUUGUACAACGAGUCCCGGGUGGAAUACUCUGUAGAGAAGCUCGCUGAGCUGCUCACCAUCCUGAAAACAAUGGAUGGGGAUAUGGAGUGCCGCGAGGUGUACCGUACGCGCCGGGCCGACAUGGAUGAAUUCCUGGAUCCUCAAACGCCUCUGACUAAUGACAUGGUGAUCAGAGCUCAAAAUGCACUGCAGGUAGGUUAA
Molecule: messenger RNA, 972 nt
Organism: Westerdykella ornata
Lineage: Eukaryota; Fungi; Ascomycota; Dothideomycetes; Pleosporales; Sporormiaceae
Exons: 1
Coding region: 1-972 (323 amino acids)
Source: RefSeq, a predicted model, not a curated record